Molecule: messenger RNA, 1236 nt
Organism: Cavenderia fasciculata
Lineage: Eukaryota; Evosea; Eumycetozoa; Acytosteliales; Cavenderiaceae
Gene: psmC4
Product: 26S protease regulatory subunit 6B
Exons: 5
Coding region: 1-1236 (411 amino acids)
Biological process (GO): proteasome-mediated ubiquitin-dependent protein catabolic process
Cellular component (GO): proteasome regulatory particle, base subcomplex
Molecular function (GO): ATP binding; ATP hydrolysis activity; proteasome-activating activity
Source: RefSeq, a predicted model, not a curated record
AUGGAGGAAUUAGGUUUACUCCCACAAAAGCCUGUUGUCUUGUCAAAACAUGAAAGUCAUCACCAUCACCAUCAUCAUGGAUCAGAUCAAGAUUUGUAUAUAAAGAUGAAGAACUUGGAGAGUAAAUUAGACUUUUUCAACAUUCAAGAAGAGUAUAUUAAAUAUGAAUAUAAAAAUUUAAAGAGAGAAUUACUCCACGCUCAAGAAGAAGUUAAACGUAUUAGAUCUGUACCACUUUUGAUUGGUCAACUUUUAGAAAUGGUUGAUUCAAACAAUGGUAUUGUUCAAUCAACAUCUGGAUCAACAUUAUGUGUUAGAAUCCUUAGUACAAUCGAUAGAGAAUUAUUAAAACCAUCAGCCAGUGUUGCACUCCAACGCCAUUCAAAUGCAUUGGUUGAUACUCUUCCACCUGAAUCAGACUCGAGCAUUCACUUGUUGGGUGCCGAUGAAAAGCCAACCGAAGGUUAUUCCGAUAUUGGUGGUAGCGAUAUUCAAAAGCAAGAGAUGCGUGAAGCCGUUGAACUCCCACUCACUCAUCACAACCUAUAUAAGCAAAUUGGUAUUGAUCCACCAAGAGGUGUAUUAUUGUAUGGUCCACCAGGUACUGGAAAGACAAUGUUGGCCAAAGCUGUUGCUCAUCAUACAAGUGCAUCAUUUAUCCGUGUUGUAGGCUCAGAGUUUGUACAAAAGUAUUUGGGUGAAGGUCCAAGAUUGGUAAGAGACGUGUUUAGAUUGGCCAGAGAAAAUGCACCAGCCAUUAUCUUUAUUGAUGAAAUCGAUGCUAUUGCCACCAAGCGUUUCGAUGCUCAAACCGGUGCCGAUCGUGAAGUACAAAGAAUUUUGAUGGAAUUGCUCAAUCAAAUGGACGGUUUCGAUGUCUCUGUAAAUGUAAAGGUUAUCAUGGCCACCAAUCGUCAAGAUACUCUGGAUCCAGCUCUCCUCCGUCCAGGUCGUCUCGAUAGAAAGAUCGAAUUCCCACUUCCAGAUCGUCGUCAAAAGAGACUUAUCUUCCAAGUCAUCACCUCCAAAAUGAAUCUUUCCGAUGAAGUUGAUCUUGAAGAUUUCGUUUCAAGACCAGACAAGUUGAGUGGUGCCGAAAUCCAAUCUAUUUGUCAAGAAGCCGGUAUGCAUGCCAUCAGAAAGAAUCGUUAUGUCAUCUUGGCCAAAGAUUUCGAAAAAGGUUACAAGUCUGCCAUCAAAAAGAAUACCCAUGAAUUUGGUUUCUAUUCUAUUUAA